This is a messenger RNA of Labrus bergylta (ballan wrasse), 4249 nucleotides long. The record is from RefSeq and is a predicted model, not a curated record. Lineage: Eukaryota; Metazoa; Chordata; Actinopteri; Labriformes; Labridae.
UCGUGUUACGGGAGACUCCAACCCGAGACAUCUGCUCCGCUGCUAACAACGGAGCGCGUCCCCGCGACCCAGACCUCCUCCUCCUCCUCCUCCUCCUGCUGCCCUCUACCCCACAAUAGUGCUCUCUCCGUUACUCGUGUUAACUCGGUGAUCAUGAGGAGCCACGGUGCAUGUGCCCUCCACCUUUUCCGGCUGUAGUUCACCCCCCGGCAGGAGUGCGCGCCUGCUCCAUCCCUCCCGUGCGUCCGAGCGGAGAGCAGCGGCCCCCCCGGUGCCACCGAGCAGCACAUUUCUUUUUGUCUGUGCGCUCCGCAGGCUGCAGGCUGCGGGCUGACGCUGAUCAUCCUCUCCGCUGACCUGACGUCUUUACGGGAGAGGACGAGGAAGAGCGCAGGGACGAAAACAACGCAUCCCGAUGUCUGAUGUUUUGAAAACGCUCCAAUAAGCGGAUUUCUCCUCUGAUUUCUCUCUUUCUGCGCGCUUUUGUGUUUGUUUUGUACACCAUGGAGUCGGUGGAGAAGGAGUGUGGAGCGCUGGGUGGAUUAUUCCAGGCCAUCGUGAACGACAUGAAGAGCUCGUACCCGGUGUGGGAAGACUUCAGUGCCAAGGCCACAAAGCUGCACUCUCAGCUCAGGACCACCAUUCUGGCAUCUGUGGCCUUUUUAGAUGCCUUUCAGAAGGUGGCAGACAUGGCGACCAACUCCAGAGGUGCCACCAGGGACGUCGGCUCAGCUCUGACGAGGAUGUGUAUGCGCCACCGCAGCAUUGAAGCAAAAUUACGCCACUUCACCAACGUUCUUAUGGAAGGUCUGGUGACGCCGCUCCAGGACAGGAUAGAGGAGUGGAAGAAGACGGCGAAUCAGCUGGACAAAGACCAUGCCAAAGAAUACAAGCGGUCUCGCCAGGAAAUCAAAAGGAAGUCAUUAGAUACGCUCAAACUCCAGAAAAAAGCAAGAAAAGAGCUUCUAGGCCGGGGUAACUUGCGCCCCCAGCUGGACAGUGCCAUGCAGGAUGUGACCGACCUGUACCUGCUGAUGGAGGAGACGGAGAAGCAGGCGGUGCGCAGAGCCCUCCUGGAAGAGAGGGGGCGCUACUGUACAUUCAUCAACCUGCUGCAGCCUGUGGUGAACGUAGAGAUCGCCAUGCUGGGAGAGAUAACGCAUUUACAGGCGAUUGUUGAUGACCUCACGGUGCUGACUGAAGACCCACACAAGCUGCCACCAGCCAGUGAGCAGGUGAUCCGGGACCUGAAAGGUUCAGACUUCAGCUGGUCCUACCAGACCCCCCCUUCCUCCCCCAGCAGCACCGGCUCCAGGAAGAGCAGCAUGUGCAGUCUCCUUCAGAUGCCCUCUGCAGGAGCCCAUCGGCUCAGCAGCGUCUCCUCCCACGACUCAGGCUUCGUCUCCCAGGACGCCAACACCCACUCCAAGCCUCCGUCACCCAUGCCCUCUGACAUCGCCAGCCAGGUAGCAGCCACAAACACGCUGACUCACUUAUCACGGGGAAACAAGAAAUCAACUAGCUCUGCCUCCUCGGAGGCUUCAGAAACCUGCCAGUCUGUCAGUGAGUGCAACUCUCCUACAGCGUUUGGCUCAUGCUCAUCCUUCGGUACCUUUCGCCCUGCUUUCUCUCACACUGGCACCAUCAGGCCUCUCUCUGUCAUACUUCCUGCGUCCCCCACAUUUAACCACUCCCCUGGAUCCAACACCCCCUCACCCACAUCAAAGGGUCCUAGCUGGAAGGACUGGGCCAAAUCGAGUUCCUGUGAGCCGUCGUUGGCGAGCACUUUGCAUCGCAGGAGGGAGUCUAUGGAGAAGAUGAGAGAACUUGAAACUCCGCCUAGUCCACUGGGGUAUUCUGGGAUGCAACCAGAUGAUCCCUACCGAGCAAGAAUUGGCACAGGACCCAUCGCAGCAAAGCAUGGCGAGCCGCUCUCUCCAGCAGCCAGCACUCUGGCGAUGGUCCUGACCAGAGGCCUGAGUAUGGAGCAGCAGAAGAGCAGCAGGGACUCUCUGCAGUACUCCAGCGGCUACAGCACCCAGACCAACACCCCCUCCUGCUCUGAGGACACCAUCCCCUCACAAGGUUCCGAUUAUGAGUGCUACUCUCUUAAUGGGGACGCUGACAGUGAAGGACAGGCGGACUUUGACAAGUCCUCCACCAUCCCGCGGCACAGUAACAUCGCUCAGAGCUAUCGCCGCAUGAUCCAAACCAAGAGGCCGGCCAGCACAGCGGGUCUGCCGGCAGGAAAGACCCUGCAGGGAACUCCAAACGGCUCAGGGGGGAGCAGCUCUGGAGCCAUUACCUCUGGGACCGCAACCAUCCGCCGAACACCAUCCUCAAAAACUGGAGUGAGACGCACGCCGUCUACGUCUGGCCCCAUUCCAAUUCGGCCCCCCAUCGUGCCAGUUAAGACUCCCACGGUGCCAGAUUCUCCGGGGUAUGCCAGCCCGUCUCAGCACCGUUCAGGCAGCGAGGAGUUUCUGUACAGUGACGACCCAGCAGCUGGUGACUACAUGCGGGCGUCUCCCAAGCGGAUGAGCCUCCCUGACACGUCCUGGGGGUGUGGAGGAGGGGGGGCAGACAGGACUGGUUACGCCCAGCAGGAUCCUUGCAUGGUCGCCCACAACGCUGAGGAGGACCCUCUGCUGGCUGCAAACCGCCACAGUCUGGUGGAGAAGAUAGGGGAGCUGGUGGCGAGCGCCCACGCCCUGGGGGAGGGUCAUUUCCCCUUCAGCAGCUCUUUGCCAGGCGAUGCGGCUCAGUGUGCACCUCAGGAGCCGUCCUCUGAGACUCAGGAGGACAUGGAUAUGCUGGUGUCGAUACGCCGCGGGGUGAAGCUCCGCAAGACAGUGACUGACGACAGGUCGGGUCCCAGGAUCCUGCGGUAGCUGAGGGAGCGGAGCAGCUGAUGUGCUCUUAUUUACAGACUGAAGCUUUGUAGUGAAACUCAGCAGCACUCAUGUGAGGCAUGAACUGAGGUACAACUGUCAAGUCAAGAAACAGUCAAAUAGGUUUCCAGCUUGUAAAAUAGUUUUGUAGCUGCAGAAAAAAAUAAUCUGUGCAUGUGUGAAAAAAGUUUUGAAGACAGUAUAUGUAUUCGUUCUUAAAAUGUGUGCAGGAAUAUUUUCAAUUAUUAAGUCUGAGCAUCAGAUACACAAAAGUCCUGAGUGUGCAUGAGAUCCUGAACUCACCAGCUGCAGACUUUUUUUCACUUGCAUGACUAACAGCCAUCAACAUGUUACCAAAUGGCCCAUUCUAUCCAAUUAGAGAAGGUCAAACUUUCCAAUCCGAGGGUGAGAAGGUCCGUGUCGCAGGGAAAGCGUCCGAGUUUCUGCCUAAUUGGAAAAUGAGCAUGUAGCAUGAAUAUACGGAGUGUGAGGAUCCUCUGACCUCACACUCCGAUAAAACUCACCAUGGUGGGUUCAUUUAUCAUGCUCUGGAAAUGAAGGCAAUGUCUUUGAAUAAAUUAAAGGAUGCUACUCUCAAAGUAAACAAUGAGCUGACCACAGCUACCGUUAACUGCAUCACCAUAAACAUGACAGCUACUCAUUCACAGAGAUGUACCUGUUAUUAAAUGUCCUGAGAGCAGACAGACUGACGCUAUCCUUAAAACCUGAAGCUUACAGGAUAUUUCUACAAAUACAAACCUUUGUCACAUAUGCACAAAAUAUUUCUACAUCUACACAACUUGUAUUCAAGCUGAGCUGAUAUCUGACUGUGAAUUGGCUCCAUAUAAAACAAAGAGGAUGUCAGAUGAGGUGAAUGAAGGUUCACAGAGUGAUGAUGAGUGACCAUGGACUAUGGCGAGUCUUUUCAUGUCAUGUAUGUAUAUUGCGUACGUACAAAGUAAUCCAUAUUUUCUUGGUUUUUAUUCUCUCUUUUGUUUAGUUUCUGUCUGUGCGUCUUUGCCCCCCGGUUGUUUUUUCAGCCCAUUUUGUCCCGUUAGGCCGAGUGUUGUCACUGCUGUAGGGAUGGAAUGCUCCGUGUGUCUUUGUUCUUGCUCUUAUGAUUAUUAUAAUAUUGUGUGUUUCUGGUUAACACCUGCAAAGUGAUGGGUGCAGUGCUCCGUGAGCCUGUCUGUAUGUUGUUUUCAUCAUUACUGUAUAAGUACCGUAUUACUGUUUUGUUUGAGAAGCUGGCCAGCAGCUGUGUAAGUCAUGUAAAUUAGGAGCAAUAUGGCAGUGUUUUUAUUGCUGUACUGUACUGUCGAUAUAUUCUGCUAUUAAACCGGCUUUUUACUGUUCAA